AUGGAGGAGACUAGUGUGCUUAUCGUCGGUGCUGGCCCUAGUGGCCUUGCACUCGGGGCCUUGCUUGGCCGCAUGAAUGUCAAGCGGGAGAUCCGGGCCCUCCUAAAGGAGUUCCCCACCGUUGAAUUUCGUACUGGGUGCGAGGUCAUCGGUAGGGAAGAGCUCGCCGAUUACUCCAUUGUUGACUAUGUCGAGCAAGGCGGGACCAGGAAGCAGAUACGGACGACGUGGCUGGUAGGAGCUGACGGCAAGAGAGGAGUGGUGAGGAAGAAGUUCCUCGAACCGGAAGGGAUCAAGCAAGUUGAGGGUGCCUGGAAGUACGUGGGUACUUGGGUGGCCGCUAAUCUCAAAAUCACCAUCCCCACCCCAAAGUCCCACCCCGAGUUUCCAUUAUGGCAACUUGGAUACACGCCCGAGCAAGUUCACGAAAUAUUCUGGCCCAGCGGCUUCCAGUUUGCCACAAAAAUCGUGAACCAAUGGUUCAUCCGUAGAGCCAUGUUGAUUGGCGAUGCUGCCCACGUCUUUCCUCCCUUUGGGGGACAGGGUAUCGCGACCGGCAUUCGCGAUGCCCAGGGUCUCGCCUGGAGACUCGGAAUGAUGUCACGGAUGAAGUUGACAACUGAAGUGCAGCAGAAGAUCAUGACCGGGUGGAGCCAGGAGCGCCGACACGGUUGGCAGGCAGCCAUGGAAGCCACCAAAUUAAACGGUAGCAUCGUGAACCUACGGUCGUUUUUCAAGGGAUUCAUCUUCAGGACAGUGAUGCGCAUCCUGUGGUGGUUUCCCAGUAUCGCGCGGUACAGGACCAAAGAAAGCUUCAAGGACAAGCUCGCCUUCAAUCACGAAUCUUGCCCGGAUGGGUUCUUCAUCGGCAAGGCCGGCGGCGGACGCAAGGUGGCCCAGGUUUGGGUUCGGGAGCCAGGAGCCUCGCCCCAACUGUCCGACAGCGCAUUCAUCCGCGAUCCUGGUCAUUUCUCGUUGGUGGUCCUCGUUCGAAACCAAUCUGACGCUGACGCUGCGGCCAUCGCUGAUUUGCUAGCGGAAGCCAACCUGCCCGAAGGCCUCUUGACCAUGGACGACGUAACGUUCUACGAUAUCAGUGGCAGUUCUAGCCAGGGCAUGACUAGUAAUCUAAAAGCGGGCGGCAAAGUGUAUUACCCCUGCACCGGCACGGAGCUACUCGAGGAGGACAUUACUCCCAUCCCAGCAUACGAUGUUACCGCCGUUCAGGAUCGCCUACCGAAUUGCAGGGCCAUGAUCAGAAUCCCCAUCAAGUCGCCAAUGCAAUGCGUGUCGAAGAGAACGCGGCUCGACAGCGUCCCAUCGUCUCGCAUCCGCGAGAUGAUAUUUACUGCUGCCUCGGCCGCCUCUAUGCAGGCGUUACUCAUCUGCUCGUAA
Molecule: messenger RNA, 1395 nt
Organism: Parascedosporium putredinis
Lineage: Eukaryota; Fungi; Ascomycota; Sordariomycetes; Microascales; Microascaceae
Source: the annotation of a GenBank genome assembly